GGCCGUAUGCGCCUUAAGCCAGGCCUCGGUGGAGCGCUAGGCUCCUUUCAGAAAGGCUGCUGACUUCAGUGGGUUUGCCCGCGCCGCGCUUCCCCAAACCUUCAGUGCCUCCUGUGCGUCUCCCCGCACCGCCCGAGACAACCAGACCGGAUUUAAACCCCUUCCCUCUCCCUCAGUCAGGGAACUGUCGAGGGCCAAAUCACGACGAUGGGAGUGGCGGGCUAGGGACGCCUGCCCUUAGGAUCUCUUGGAAGGACGAGUGUUUGUAGAACUUGCCCCCUGUGAGCACCAACCAAGACUUGGAAACUUAACUGAGGGAGCAUGAGCCAUUUGCAGAACUUACUGUUAGAUACACUCCUGGGAACAAAGCAUGUGGACAGUGCAGCCCUCAUCAAACUCCAGGAGCGGAGCCUAUGUGUAGCAUCACCAGGAUUUAAUGUAAUGCCCAGUGAUGUCCGAACACUUGUAAAUGGGUUUGCCAAAAACCCUUUGAAAACCAGAAGAGAAGGAUUGUAUUUCAAGGAGAAGGACUACAAAUGUAUCCGGGCAGAUGACUAUUCUCUUUAUGCCAAGAAUGAAAACACUGGUGUGAUUGUUGUGAAGACCCAUCUGUAUCUUCUGGUGGCAACUUACUCUGAAGGCAUGUAUCCUAGUGUCUGUGUGGAAGCCACAGAGAAGUUGGGAGACUAUCUAAGAAGAAAAGGGAAUUAAGUCAUCAGAGGACUAUGAAAGAUGGCUUUUAUGAUUUUAGAAGAAAAUUAUAGGUCCUAAGGAAAUAAAUGCCUUAUUUUGUGAUUUAGGCAGAAGAUACUGAAAAGGAAGAAUGAAUUAAGGAAGGAAUUUUUCUUAUUUCAAGAGGUUCUCUUUUUUAAUUGGAAUUAUUUAAUCCACUUUAUCUUUUUUCUUUAGUGUUGUUCAUUGGCAUGAAUGUGAUGCACUGAUAGUUUCACAGAGCAUAUCUGUUGGAAAACUCCUCUAUGAGUCUCUUGUAUUCCCACAAAUAUUGUUGGUUAUGCCAAGAAUGCAAGAAUGAUUGAACUUAAUCUCCAGUCACUCUCCCCUCUCCAGAGAUCAGCAGUUGAGGGACCAGGGACAAAGGCUAAAAAUAUUUAUUAUAUCACUUCUGGUCUUAAUGGCAAGGUUGUACCAGGUAAAAAGGUGGCUAUAUCUUGCUAUCUUAGCCAGAUUAAGUAUUAAACAUUCAGUUCAUCUCAAUCAUCCCAUCUUGUCCAGAAUCUUUGCUCACCAUUUGGCUUUCCAUGUAGCUCUAUCUAGAGAUGUUGGGGUCAGACCUCAUGCCAAUGAUUUCUCCUUUUAAAUUAGAACACUGACAUCUGAGUUUCAUAACUUAGUUAUGUGGACUGUACACCAACUCUCCACAUGCUGACAAACUGAGGUUUUGAGCCCGAAAGGCAGAUCUGAUCUUGGAUCACAGUGAUCUCUAAAGUACUGAAGCUAUCAUGAAGCCUCUUGGCUGCUCACAUUUCCCAGACAUACACACUGCACUGCUGAGUGCCAAGUGGAAGGCUUUUUCAUAAACUUCAUCAAGGCAAAUGCCUCACUGUCUAGAGUCCUCCUAUGCAGCAUGGUCUAGCUGCUUCCUACAAUUCUUACCACAAAGUUCUGGUCAGGCUCAGCUACUCAGACCCACAAAAGGGACCUUUUGAUGGCAGCUCGCUGUGGAGGUGCCUAGGGAGCAGGUGAUGUUCUGAAACAGGGGUCUCCAAACAAGGAAAAUUUUUGUCCUAAUAGUUCACAAAGACUUGAAAUGGCACAUACAAGCAUGAAUGUACUCAAGGGAUUAAUUUUUUUCCCCAGGUCCCCAACUUCCAUAUGUACUUUCCUAAAAUUUACCUGUUGUGAUUGAGCAGUAAUGCCAGUUCUCCCAGUAUGCAGAAGAAAGGCCUACUCUCAUCCAGCCCCAGUCCUAUUGUAAUACUUGGCUUGGAGUGUAAGAACUGCAAGGUACCAAAGGAAAGGAAAAUUCUCAAUUAUUUUUAAAUGUAAUGAGCUCUUUCAUCUUGUAAAAAAUACAUCAUAUGUGAAGAAGAGUCCCAUGAGAAUAAAUCAAAAAACGUAUCAUUGAGAAAUAGUGAAAAUCUUUGUAUCAUAAUUCAUCCAGGAGAGAAAGACUCAUUCACGUUUCAAAAGAGAGAAGCAAGACAGUUAUCAUAAGGACAUGAAAUAACAUGUUUACUUGAAAAAUGAGAAACCUUUUCUGAUAGAAAUAUGAGUUGGUUGAUUAGUUUAACAAUGGUGGCUGGCUUUGCCAAAAAGAAUGUCACAGAUGUUGUUGAUAAAUGGGUUAAGUUUACAAUGCCAAGAUGUCAAUUAAAAUAUAUAUAUUUUUAGCUUA
Molecule: messenger RNA, 2356 nt
Organism: Capra hircus (goat)
Lineage: Eukaryota; Metazoa; Chordata; Mammalia; Artiodactyla; Bovidae
Gene: PFN4
Product: profilin family member 4
Exons: 5
Coding region: 322-711 (129 amino acids)
Cellular component (GO): cell cortex
Molecular function (GO): actin monomer binding
Source: RefSeq, a predicted model, not a curated record